Molecule: messenger RNA, 489 nt
Organism: Desarmillaria tabescens
Lineage: Eukaryota; Fungi; Basidiomycota; Agaricomycetes; Agaricales; Physalacriaceae
Exons: 6
Coding region: 1-489 (162 amino acids)
Source: RefSeq, a predicted model, not a curated record
AUGAAGUCAAAGAGAGGUGGUGGAAGGAUAAAAGGAGAUCUGGAAACACGCGAGAUGAUCUCGAUCGCUCUAGUCAGCAAGGUGAUAGCCUUGGGGAGUACACGGUGCCACCGAUUUCCUCCUCGUCUGGAUAACGACGUCGACCCCUCGAGACCUGGAUUUUGCGCUGAGACGACGUAUCGUUUUCCGGCGAGCAAGGGCCUAGCAUGCGAUGGCUGGCGGGUGGCGGGAAUGACUCGGAAGGGACAUGGGAAGGAGGAUGACCACAGACGUUGGGAAUGGUGGCGGAUAUCGUUCCUCUCUAGAGGAAACCUGAUUUUGCUUCGAGACGACAUACUGUCGUCUCGCGAGCAAAGUCAGUAUCGGAUACUGGCCGGAGGAGUGAUUGAAGGGGACGGCGGUAAUGACGGAGAACAGAAGAGACGGCGGCAGAUGCACCGGGGACGCCUGAUCCCGUUCCCUUCUCUUGCACGCAACUCCGCUCCUUGA